Messenger RNA from Wyeomyia smithii (pitcher-plant mosquito), 3996 nucleotides. RefSeq names its product serum response factor homolog (gene bs). Bases 1554 to 3089 code for a protein of 511 amino acids. Gene Ontology annotation, biological process: positive regulation of transcription by RNA polymerase II. Lineage: Eukaryota; Metazoa; Arthropoda; Insecta; Diptera; Culicidae. Gene Ontology annotation, molecular function: RNA polymerase II cis-regulatory region sequence-specific DNA binding; DNA-binding transcription factor activity, RNA polymerase II-specific; protein dimerization activity. The record is from RefSeq and is a predicted model, not a curated record. The transcript is spliced from 4 exons.
AUUAUAUCGACAGUGGUCAGCUGGAGCCAUAUGUAGAAUGUUCCUCGUGCGAGCGAAGCGCUAAAGUCGUCGUCAGAGUGGGUAGUCGCGAACCAAGCCACCGAGCCGUGUGUUGUGUGUACGUACGUACGAUCGAGACGACAAAAAAAUCAACGUGUUGAAUUCAGUUUUUGGGAGAGAACCGUCCGGGUGACAGCCGAAAUUUGAAGGACGCUGAUUGUCCACUGGGAACAGAAAGUUGACGCAACAGGUGAUGUAAACGUGUGCUGUUUUGCAGAAAAAAGAAGGUUUUGCAGAAAUACGAGCAAAAAAUUGACAGCAAGUGUCGAAAGUGUUGAAGCGAAAAUCAACAAGUGGUUUCGAACGGACUUCUGGAGAAAUCCUGCGAAAAUUUCCGACGGUACCAUCUAGCGCGCCUCGUUCGCUGGAGUACCCAGAGAGGAACAGUGCCAAUUUAGCAGGACUUGUUAAUUGUCUGUGAACAAAAGUGAAGAAGGUGUCAAUAGAAGUCGAGACAACCGACUAAUUACCGUACAAAGGACAACAUUGAGAGAAUUUGUGUGAAAAGUGCACGAUCGGAAGAGUUUAACUAGGUCAGCAAAGUUGGAACCGUAGUCUGCGGAAUUAAACGCCAAACCAAGUUCAACCAACUGCGAUCUGCGAUCGUUUUAUCCGCUGUACCAUACCCGUAGUACCCGUACCGACGUUUCUGCGUAGAUGAUACAUGUACUAGAAAGCCAAGCAUCGGUGCGAUAAAAUAAAACCGCAGAUUCCACACGCGCAACCAAGAUCCGCUACCAAAUCAAAAGAUAAAAAUAAUCUCGAAAAGGGGAUCAAAACAUUAGAAGAGAGUCCCAAAAAAAGGAGCUGAUCUGACCGAAGAAGAGCAAACGAAGAGGCGGAAAAUCGUAUCAGACGACGCUGUUGCUGCUGCUGGUGUUUCCUGGUGUGUGCAACUAGAAGCUUGAACCGACCUAUGUCUGCUGGGGAAGAACGAGAGGAACCGCGUGAGUGACCUGAUUGCCUGCCUGCCUGACCGCUGUUGAAGCUGAUGCUGAGUAACCCCUGCACGGAGAAGCUGUUGCUGCUGCUAUCGAGCAGAAGUCGUGUACCGUACGUCGCUUGUUCAUCCAUCUGUCAAAACGUACACAGAGAGUGAGUUCCCAAUCCCAAAAUAUUCCGUUCAGUUUAUUCGGGAUCGCGGAAUUUUACGGGUGCGAAUUUCCUUUUUCGCAAAAAUAUCGGUGUACAGUGAGUGCAAAUUUAAGUGACCUACGACACGGCCCUUCUACGAAAAACUAGCAGCUCAAUUCCUUGGCAAAAUCCGUCGGAAGAUUGCGAGAAGUGCUAACGUUGCGGUACGAAAAGCUCAGCUCUUAAAAAGAAUUUCUACAGUGCGGAAGUGCGGUUUUCUUGUGUUAUUUUAAAAAUUUAAAGUGUGCAACAGCGAAUUAAAGUGGCUUUGUAAGAAGCGCUAGGAAUCCGGUAGACCCGCGAGCGUGAAUCUUCCUUUGAUACCGGUACCAAAAAAAGCCGCAAAAAUUUGGGAAAUAAUGGAUCCCAAUGCAGCGCGUGAUUCGCGCUACAAUCUGAACUACAGUAUGAGUAUGAUGAGUGAAACGCCGGAAAUCUACGGGAAUCCGAACGUUUCACUGGCCCGCCCCCCGAGCGGUGGCCUGGUCGGCCAGGUCAUGUCUCGCGGGGGCGGCCUGAUGAGCUCCGCGAAUGGACCUCAGUGUGGUGCCGGCGGUGGUGCCGGCGGCGGCGGAGGUGGUGGUGGUGGCGGCAGCCUAUCGCGCGGUAUUAAACGGACCAAUUCGGACUGCUACGACGACGGCCGGCAGAUGGUCGGUUCGCAAAAUCUGACCGGCCUCGAGGGGUGCAAUGUCGGUUCCGAUGUUGUGGACGAAAGUUACACCUCGCUGCAGCCGAAGAAGUCACCGCCGAGCAACGGAAAGAAGACAAAGGGCCGUGUCAAGAUUAAGAUGGAAUAUAUCGAUAAUAAGUUGCGACGGUACACGACCUUCUCGAAACGCAAAACCGGAAUCAUGAAAAAGGCCUACGAACUAUCGACGUUAACCGGCACGCAGGUGAUGCUGCUGGUGGCCUCCGAGACCGGUCACGUGUACACGUUCGCGACGCGCAAACUGCAACCGAUGAUCACGUCGGAAGCGGGCAAAGCGCUCAUUCAGACCUGUCUGAACUCGCCGGAUCCGCCGACCGGGUCGACCGGCGAUCAGCGGAUGUCUGCCACCGGGUUCGAGGAAACCGAACUCAGCUACAACAUAGGCGACGAAGAUUCGAAAGACGAUCGUUCCCCGAUGUCGUCCGGUAGCGAUACCGAUGAUUAUUCGCCUCCAGACUCACCUGGACCUAGCUGUAGUAAUAGUAACAUAAAUACUGAUCCAAUCAAUAAUAGUAAUAACCACAGUGUUAGUAUAGCGCCGCUAACGUCGUCUUCUAGUACGUCAACUUCAACUUCGGCAACGGCAGCAGCUGGCACUGGCAAUGGCAACGGAGGUAGCAACAACACCAACAACAGCACCAAUAUCGCACUGUCCACCAUCCAGCAGCAAAUCAAACAACAGCAGCAGGCUCUACAACAGCAGAUUCAACAACAUCACCAACAACAACAACAACAACAGCUAUCAUCAUCUUUAUCUUCAUCACCAUCAUCAUCCUCAGCUCAACAACAUCAUCAACAACAGCAACAACAACAACAACAAUCCCAAAUGUCCAACAAUGUUAUCUACCCAGCAACGGCCUUAGCUAACCUACCUCAGGAUGUGCUGGUGAGCCUGCUGCAAUCUGGUCAGAUUCAGCUGCACAAUGAAGAUGGCGCCCAACAGUACAUAACCAUCCCACUUUCGCUGAUGUCCCUAAUUCAGUCGCCUGAUACAAAAAAUGCCAAUAGUGCCAAUGCCAAAAAUGCCAAACAAUCGAACUCCACACCUAGCCGAUUACAACCGUCAUCAUCAUCGUCGCCAUCGCCGUCGUCAUCAACUGCGAUCGCGUCGACCAGACGGAAACAUCCUCCGCCGGGAUCCGCGUCCAAAGAAAUCAACAUUAAAACGGAAGUCAAUGAUUAAAGCUGCAGUUAUUUCAAAUGACACUGCUUUUGUUAAAUGUAACUUGGCCUUUAUUUUCCUGUUUCCUUUUUUUUCUACCAUAACAUAAGGGAUACGAACUGAAUUUGGAAACAAUUUUUAACUACUUAAAAAAAAGAUUUAUCACAAAACUGCCGAACAGCAUUGAUGAUGAUGAUUCUAAUCGCAUAACUAACUUACCGCUAAUCCCUAUACGAACAUGAGCGUAUCAACAAUCCCAAAAUGAAGCCCGGGAAAUAUAUUUUAAGCUAACAAUUACGUUUAAUAUGGAUUAUACAGCUUAUUUUUCUGUUCUAACAAAUAACGUAUUUUAUUUAUUUCAACAUCAAAUACAAAUAGAGUUACAAUUUACGUACAUUAACGUAACAGUUUGAAAAGCGAUACAUUUAUUCGAUUAACCAUGUUCGAUGAUAUUAAAAAAUCUAAAACACGCAUCAAUCAACAACGAGAGACGAGUGCAGCUUUUGUAAGGUGCGAUUUUGCCGCUGUUGUCAGUUUGAAGUUGACCCCCUUCUAGAUUAAGGCUGUUUUUUUUUUCUCUAUUAUAACACCCCUCGAUUGGCUGCACUUGAAGUUUAACCGAAGCGCGUAGCGAACGAGGGGUUGUUUGAUUCUUUAUUUUUAGCUAAUUCGCUGCAAUCUACAAAACAUAUGUACGUCUAGAGCUAGAGUUUAAGUGAUGAUGGGUGACACCAAUUCCACGUAGCGGCAUUAGUUUUUUCUUUCUCUGUUUCUAUUCUGUUACGAUGGACCAUACACUUUCUUGCCUUCCAGUUUUAUGCUCCAUUGAAGUGGCCAGAAUGUGCUGCGGAAAACAUUUAGCAUAAUUUAUCUUGUAUUUGUAGUUUAUUGUAACAACAUUGAAAGGCGUUCUCAAUAAAGUUUAUUA